Messenger RNA from Rhipicephalus sanguineus (brown dog tick), 625 nucleotides. Its product is annotated as male-specific histamine-binding salivary protein-like. The transcript is spliced from 4 exons. Gene Ontology annotation, molecular function: amine binding. The coding region runs from base 43 to 567 and encodes 174 amino acids. Gene Ontology annotation, biological process: symbiont-mediated perturbation of host defenses. The record is from RefSeq and is a predicted model, not a curated record. Lineage: Eukaryota; Metazoa; Arthropoda; Arachnida; Ixodida; Ixodidae.
CGCCAAGCAUCCUAUCUGCUGGCGGGACAUCGAAAACUCAACAUGAAAGUUCUCGUCCUUUCCUCUCUCUUCGGAAUGGCUCUUUGCCAACAGUCAUCAGAAGGCCAGUGUCCAGAUUGGGCUAAUGAAACAGAGUUCGGCGUCUACCAAAAGGCAAACAAGAGUUUUAAAGCCAGUAAAACGAAACGGUUCCAUCUGGUAAAACUGUCUACUAAUGGUAGCCUAUGGAGCAAAGAAACAACUUGCGUGAAGGUUACCGCAGUAGAGACAUCUGUAGAUGUUUUCAACAUCACAGUGAGCUAUAAAAACUCUAGUGUUGUGCAAACCGCUUUUUCAACCGCGACUCUAUUGAAUGUGUACAACUACACUGGCAAGAAGAAUGGCUUCAGGAAUGAACCACAUGGUUACGAACUGUGGGUGGUCGAGGGAAAACAAGGCCACGUUCCAGCCUGUUGCGAUUUUCUGUACAAAUAUCUGACAUUGGGCAUGAAAACACGUGCACUGUACAGCAAAGACUGUGAAAUUCAAGUCUCGAACGGAACAGGAGCAAUAGAAACGAAAUGCUGACACAUAAAGUGUAAUGUAGAGAGCUACAAAUGUAGUUUGCUAGUUUAGCUAAUAAAAA